CGCUAAAACUCUUGUCUGUAUUAAUGUGUUGAUCAGCAGGUCGACACCAUCAGCGAAAUUAGUUCUGACCGUUCUGACAAUUCAGAAUUUAAAUCGUUUGAUUAUCUAUUUCUUAUGAAUUUGGACUAUUCUCGUGACAAUCAGCUUCAUUGAUUGUUCCUUUCAUUCCUAUAUUGAAGUGAAAAAUUGGUGGAAGAAGAAGUUUCAUCAGAGAUGUUCCGUAGUGCACCGACUUUCGACAAAUUGCUGGAUAAAGCCACAAGUCAUUUGCAUUUGGAUCCAGACUGGCCCACGAUAUUGCAAAUUUGUGAUACGAUCAGAGCAGGUGAUAUACAGCCAAAAACAGCUCUUGCCCAAAUAAAGAAGAAAAUAACAAACCAGAACCCUCACGUGGCCUUCUUUGGCCUCCUGGUCCUCGAAUCGUGUGUGAAAAAUUGUGGAGCCCUCAUUCACGAUGAAAUCGGCACGAAGCAGUACAUGGAACAAUUGAAAGAGUUGGUGAAAACCACAACCCACGAGAACGUCAAGGCGAAGACCCUUGAGUUGAUUCAGGCCUGGGCGUUUGCAUUUAGAAAUAGUCCCAAGUAUACUGCUGUUAAGGAUACCAUAAGCAUUAUGAAGGCUGAGGGAUACAUAUUUCCCCCGUUGAAGGAGAGUGAUGCAAUGUUCAGUGCUGAUACUGCACCCGAAUGGGCUGAUGGAGAGGUCUGCCAUCGGUGUAGAGUUACUUUCGGUGUAAUGCAGAGGAAGCAUCACUGCCGGGCAUGUGGACAAGUAUUCUGUGGACAAUGCUCCAAUAAAACGUCAACUUUACCGAAAUAUGGAAUUGAAAAACCAGUGAGAGUGUGUGAUGCUUGUUUCGAGCAUGUUAACAGGCCAAGUUCAGCUAAUUCCAAGGAGUCUGACCUGCCUGUCGAAUAUCUCAGUAGCUCUCUAGCCCAGCAACAGCAGGUUCCACCCCGCAAAUCAACAGCAGAGCUCCAGGAAGAGGAGGAGCUACAGUUAGCAUUGGCAUUGAGUCAGAGUGAAGCUGAAGAAAAGGAAAAGGAGAAGAAGAGGAUGACUAAUUCCUAUAAAAAUCACACCCCACCUGUUAAGACUUACUCUCCACCUCCAUCACCAGGUCCAAGUCCCUCGAAACUCCAAGAAGACGAAGCAGUCGACUCAGAGCUUGUGAAAUAUCUCAACCGGCAAUACUGGGAGGACCGUUCCUCAAAGAUCGAGGAUCUCCCAUCAAUACGCCAAGAUGUGACAUCCCCCUCAGCUCCGAAUAUCAGUAGUCCGAUGCCCCAACGAGUGGUGAUCGGCAAGCAACAGAACGGCGAAGUUGACAUAAAAAUGGAUGAGUUCGUUAGUGACCUGCGCUCGCAGGUGGAGAUUUUCGUGAAUCGAAUGAAGAGUAAUUCCUCCCGAGGUCGGCCAAUCUCCAAUGACAGUUUAUCCCAGGACCUCUUCAUGAAUAUACCAACCAAGCAUUCGAGACUUCUAAAGUACAUUCAGGAACACGAUGACACUAGAGUCGGUUACGAGGGCCUACAGGAUAAGUUGACACAGGUGAAGGAUGCCCGAGCAGCCCUUGACGCCCUACGAGAGGAGCACAAGGACAGAUUGAGGAGAGAGGCCGAGGAAAUCGAGAGGAUGAAACAGCUGCAGAUGGCUCAGAAGCUCGACAUUAUGAGGAAAAAGAAGCAGGAGUAUCUGCAGUACCAACGAGAGCUGGCACUCCAGAAAAUUCAAGAAAGAGAGAGGGAACUGCAGAUGCGUCAGGAGCAGCAGAAGCAGCAGUACAUAAUGGGAAAUUACCAGCCAGUUGGAAAUUACAUGGGACAAUCCCAGGGUUCUCCAAUUCGUCAUAUGCAUUACACACCUGGCAGUACGUACCCCAUGUCCCCAACGAGUCAAGGGAUUUACACGUACGGUCCACCACCAAUGGGUAAUUAUCCCAUGCCAGGAAUGCCAGGGAUGCCCUAUGGAAUGCCCCAAAUGCCUUCCAAUCAUAUCCCUCCUCACAUGAUGUCAAACAUCCCAGGUAAUCAAUCAGAUCAGCCUCAAGGACUACCGCAGCAAUCUGGCCCUGGCUCUGGCCCUGGCUCUGAGGGAGUGAUUCCGUCCAGAGAAGGUAUGCCACCACCAGGAAUGAUGCCCCAAAUGGCCAAUGUUCCCCCAAUGCCGCAGAUACCAGGACAUCAGAUGAGUUUGCCUCAAGCCCAAGGGAUGCCAGGGGUACAUCCAGGGGUUGGCCACACCCAAGCGAUCAAUCAAAUCCCUCAAAUUCCAGGAAAUCAAGCAGCUAUGAGACCGCCUGGACCGAUGGGCAUGAGUCAAGUUGGUCCAACAAUUCCUCAGCAUCCCCCUGGCCCAGCUGGACCCCCUGGAGCUGUUAUUUCACAGCAAAUGUCUAUUCCUAGUCAGCCGCCUCAACAAAUACCCUAUCAACAACCUGUCGAACAAUCCACAACGACUGAAACUGUACCCAAAGCUGAGGACCACUCUGCUGAACCUCUCAUUUCAUUUGAUUAAUAUGAUUUAUCCGGAUAUAUUUUGUCCUCAUCACGUUAAUAUAGUUGUUUAUAUUGCUUUAUCUCUGUACCAUCCAUACUCCUUUCUGAUUAAUUUUCAUUUGUGCUGUAAGGAUGUAAACGAAAUUCAGAAUAUACAUAUACCAAUCAGUUGAA
This is a messenger RNA of Fopius arisanus, 2675 nucleotides long. It is a transcript of the gene Hrs, whose product is annotated as Hepatocyte growth factor regulated tyrosine kinase substrate. Bases 214 to 2520 code for a protein of 768 amino acids. Gene Ontology annotation, cellular component: early endosome. The transcript has 3 exons. Gene Ontology annotation, molecular function: phosphatidylinositol binding; metal ion binding; ubiquitin binding. The record is from RefSeq and is a predicted model, not a curated record. Gene Ontology annotation, biological process: endocytic recycling; receptor internalization. NCBI's taxonomy places the organism in Eukaryota, Metazoa, Arthropoda, Insecta, Hymenoptera, Braconidae.